AUGACAAUUUUGCAAUUAAAAAAUGACAAGGACAUUAUUCAGGUGAUAAAUGACAUCAUAUGUUUUGCUCACAGUGUACACUUGAGAGAAUAUCAGCAGCUCCAGGCUUUUAUAUUGGCCAUUGAUGAUAUUAACAGGAACCCGGAGAUUCUGCCCAAUGUCACUCUGGGAUAUCACGUGUACGAUUCCUGUGGAAAUAUCAUGAGAGUUCUAAAAGAUGUUCUGCAGAUUCUGUCUGGGCACCAUGUGGAAGUUCCUAAUUAUUCAUGUAUGGAAAGUGGUAAAUUGGCCGGAUAUAUUGGAGAUCUUCAAUCUGAAACUACCAAUCCAAUGGCUCAAUUAUUGAACCUUUUUGGCUAUACACAGAUCAGCUAUGGAGCGAGGGACCCGCUGCUGAGUGACCGGAUUCUGUAUCCAAACUUUUUUCGCACAGUUCAAAACUACCAGGUGCAACAUGUGGCCAUUGCAAAGUUACUAAGAAGCUUUGGGUGGAACUGGGUCGGAAUCAUCACAUCAGAUGAUGAGAACGGAGAACGGGAGCUAGAACAUCUGAGCCAGCAAUUGAAUAAGUAUGGAAUUUGUAUCGAUUUCAAACUUAAAGUUAGAUUAGACUUUAUACACAACAUUGUUCUUCCUGUGUCCUCUAAUUCUGCUGAGGUUGUUGUUAUUUGUGGAACAGUCCAUUAUUCCUUCAUCAACGUUUUGGCUAAAUCUCUACAUUAUUUCUAUAACAAGACACUUAUCCUCACAGCAUCAUGGUCUAUAUCAAAAGAGCUUCUGUUACCCUCUAUGGGUAAGCUGGUGGAUCGCAGUUUGGUAUUUACAACUCCGAUGCAUUAUGUCCCUGCAUUACAGGAACGCUUAUACAGCUUUCAUCCAUCCAGCCAUCCCACUGACAAGUUACUGGAAGAUAUCUGGAUUUUCCAUUAUUCUUGCUUCUCCGGUAAUCCUGUGAAGGACUUUGUUUUUUCAAUUUUUUUACAAAGAAAUCUCAAUAACUGCACUGGGAAUGAGAAGUUUGAAUAUCUUUUAAAUUAUUCUGGAGACCCGGCCACCUACCAAGUGUAUAUAGCCGUCCUCACCAUGGCACACGCUUUACAUGACAUGUACAUGGCUUUCAAUGUAAAUGUUGCAAAAUAUGGUUUAUCUAUGUUGGAAUUUAAAUACAAGGUGAGUGAAAAUUUUAAAAACAUAACGCUAUCCUCAGGUCUUCCCAGGCAGCUUCUUCUGACUCCAAACAGGCUCCAGGGUCCAGGGUGUUCUGUUGAUCGGAGCUCAAAGCAGCUAAGAAAGUAUGUAACUAAAAUUAAACACAUCAAUCCACAUCCUAUAACAAUAUUUUUUAAUGAAUAUGGAGAAAUUCUUGAAACACUAUAUAUUGUUAAUUGGGCAUUGGUAAUGGAUGGCAACAAAAUACGUCCUGCACAGUUUUAUGUUGGUGAAUUUAAUCCAUCACAUCCAGAAGAUCAGCAGCUGCAUAUUUUACCACGGAAUAUAAAAUGGAAAAAUGGAAAGGUUCCCCAAGGUCUGUGCACUGCAGUCUGUCUUCCAGGAACCAGACGGGCCCUGAGGAAAGGCUCCCACACCUGCUGCUAUGACUGCAUCCCAUGCUCAGAGGGCGAGAUAUCCAAUGUGUCUGACAGUGAAAACUGCCAGAAAUGUCCAGAUGAUGAAUGGCCUAAUGAAGAAAAAGAUAUUUGUGUUCCAAGGAUAUUAGAAUUUUUAUCAUACAAUAAUGACACAGUAGCUACAGUUUUUUCUGCAAUUUCUGGUGUAUUUUUUAGUUUAACUAUAUUUAUAUUUGGAAUAUUUGUUUCAUUCCGGGACACUCCCAUAGUAAAAGCCAAUAAUAGAAACCUUAGCUUCAUCCUUCUCAUCUCCCUCAAGCUGAGCCUACUCUGUGUGCAUCUGUUCAUCGGUCGUCCAGUGGACAUCACCUGCAUGCUACGCCAAAUAUCCUUUGGAAUAUUUUUUGCUAUUGCCAUGUCUUCUAUCCUGGCAAAGACUAUAAUGGUUUGCAUUGCUUUCAAAGCUGCCAGACCUGGGAGUUCCUGGAGAAAAUGGCUGGGUGUUAAAUUGCCAAAUUCUGUAGUAUUCAUCUGCUCAUCUGUUCAAGUUCUCACCAGUGCUAUUUGGUUGUCAGUUUCUCCACCUUUUCAAGAGCAUGAUAUGAAUACAUAUCCUGGUAUAAUAAUAAUUCAAUGUAAUGAGGGUUCUGAUCUUGCCUUUUAUUUCAUGUUGGGUUACAUGGGUUUUCUGGCAGCUCUGAGCUUUGGUCUGGCUUUCAUGGUGAGGACAUUACCUGACAACUUCAAUGAAGCCAAAUACAUCACCUUCAGCAUGUUGGUAUUCUGCAGUGUAUGGAUCUGUGCCAUCCCAGCCUAUCUGAGCAGUAAGGGGAAAAACAUGGUCACUGUGGAGAUUUUUGCCUUAUUGGCAUCAGGUAUUGGAGUACUGAGCUGUAUAUUUUUUCCUAAAUGCUACAAUAUUCUACUGAGACCUGAAAUGAACAGUAAGAGACACUUGUUAGAGAAAAGUUAUUUAUAA
Molecule: messenger RNA, 2547 nt
Organism: Pseudophryne corroboree (corroboree frog)
Lineage: Eukaryota; Metazoa; Chordata; Amphibia; Anura; Myobatrachidae
Product: vomeronasal type-2 receptor 26-like
Exons: 5
Coding region: 1-2547 (848 amino acids)
Biological process (GO): G protein-coupled receptor signaling pathway
Cellular component (GO): plasma membrane
Molecular function (GO): G protein-coupled receptor activity
Source: RefSeq, a predicted model, not a curated record